GGGGCCUGCUUGGCCAAGAAGAAGACAAAGGUGGCCAAGAAGACCUGUGAUCCCCUGUACCAGCAGGCUCUGCUCUUUGACGAGGGGCCCCAGGGCAAGGUGCUGCAGGUUCCUGGACUCCAGCAGCUGGUUCUGGUGUCCUGCUUUUCUCUUCAUCCCUAGCUGGCCCACCCUCUGCACCCUCAGCUCAGGUGCACAUGGCCUCCAGAGGCAGCAGACCCAAGCCCCAGAGCAUUCCACUCAGCUUGGAGGGAAUCCAACAGAACCAGCGGAUGUGGUUGGUGAAGCUUCCUAAAUACCUGUCACAGCAGUGGUCUGAAGCUUCUGGAAGCGGUGAAGUAGGGAAGCUGCAGAUUGCCAAAAGGGGAAAGUCUGAAAUCUCAUUUAUCUUGAAUAAGGAACUUACAGACAUUCGGGGUACAGAUGGACAACCUGCCCCAGUCAUUGCUCCCAGGGAGCAUCAGCUUGUCUUGCAGGGGGUCAGAGGGCAGGUCCUCACAGUGCUGACUGAGCGUGCACCGGAUCAGCUCUCCCUGGAAGGAACGGUGGUACAUCGGGGAGAAUGCAGACCUGCUCUGAGUGAAAACUACAUGAGGCUGAAGAGAAAGCAAAUAGAGGAGUCUUCCAAACCUGCCAGAACCGUACAGAAACUGGAGAAGGUAGUCACGACCAAUUAUAAACCUGUUGCCAAUCAUCAGUACAAUAUUGAAUAUGAGAAGAAAAAGAAAGAAAAUGGAAAGAGAGUGAAGGCUGAUAAAGACCAAGUUUUAACCUUGCUAUUUGUUGCCUUUGAGAAACACCAGUAUUAUAACAUAAAGGACUUGGUUGGCAUCACUAUGCAACCUGUGGCGUACCUGAAGGAAAUCUUGAAUGAAAUCGGUGUUCAGAAUGUAAAAGGGCCCCACAAAAACACAUGGGAGCUAAAAGCAGAGUACCGGUAUUGUCCGGCAGCAGCUAAGAGUGAGCGAGACAGCCCUUUGUCAAGAAGCGUCAACAUGAGCGGGACAAUCUUCCGACGCUAAAAGUGAUGUGAAGCUGUGUUAUUGCUAAGAGAUAGGGCGAUUAAAUAUCUUUUUAAGUAUUCACGUUUAGAUUGUAA
Molecule: messenger RNA, 1099 nt
Organism: Lagenorhynchus albirostris (white-beaked dolphin)
Lineage: Eukaryota; Metazoa; Chordata; Mammalia; Artiodactyla; Delphinidae
Product: general transcription factor IIF subunit 2-like
Biological process (GO): transcription initiation at RNA polymerase II promoter; transcription by RNA polymerase II
Cellular component (GO): transcription factor TFIIF complex
Source: RefSeq, a predicted model, not a curated record